GAUUAUUCAAUUAAAUUUUUAUUGUAGGUAUAUAAAUAAUAAACAUAAUUUUACUUGAAUAUGUUAUUGAUAGAAUUUGGUAAGCAUAAAAUUUUUAUAUAAAAAAAGAUAAUUAAUUCAUCAUAAAUUAGCUAGCUAAUAUUUAUAGAUAGAAUGCAAAGAAAAAUUUAAAAAAAGAGAAGAGGAAAUAAAUUCAAAGAUGACAUAAUGUUAGAAGAAACUGGAAAAAAUACUCUUUCCUCCUAAAGUUAAAGCAGGAGCAAUUAAAUUAUUUUAUUAGAAUAAUAGUAUAGCCUAGAUAAAUAGUUUAUAAAUAAAUUAGAUUUAGAAUUGGCAAAGUAAAAUUAAAACAACUGUUAAAAAGAGUCUUUAACACCAUGGGAAUCUAAAGAAGCAAGCAAAUUGAGCUUUAUGAACGAUUUAGAAAUAGAUAAUUAAAGCUUAUUUAGUAAUGCAUUAACCAAUACAAAAGGAAGCUAAACUGAAUAUAAAUAAGAAAAAAAAAAGUUUAUUCUACCUUUACAUUAAAUUAGAAAUAAAUUUAAUUUUGCUAAUACUCCUACUUUACCAAAGCAUGAGCAACAAACUACACAAUUAUCUUUUUAGAACUAGGAAUAAAAUUUAAAAAGCGAGAAUUCUUUUCAAAUUACUAAUAAUGGCUACAAUACUAAAAAUGUUUAAAAUUCUAAGCAUUAAUUCUGCUCAAAUUAAUAAUUUUUGCCUAAAACAUAAGAAGAUUGUUCAAAAAAUUUUGGAUCUACUUCUUUGCUUGAUUAAGAAGAAAGCAAUUAUAAUUAAAAUAUUUUACGUAAUAAAUCUAAUUCACUUUUGAAUUACAAAAAGUGUUAAUAAUCAAAUGAAAAUAUCACUCCUCAAAGUAAAAAAUAAGAUGUACAUAAAUAAUUUUAAAAAGACUAGAAUUAUUUUAUCUCAUAAACUUAAAGUUCAGGAUAGACAAAUAAAUUAGAUUUAAUUAAAUCUAGCUAAUAAAUUUAAAAAAUUAGUUAAGAAAAUUAAAAUAUGUUUACUCCUAGAUUUAUUCAUAUCUCUUCUAAUGAUAGUUAAAAAACAUAGAGUGUCAGAUCUAACUCAUAAUCCUAAUCUUUAGAGCAGUUUACUUAAAUAAAAAACAUAUAAAAUUUUUUAUAAAAUAUUCAAACUGAUUCAAAUCAUCAUCUUAAAAACAAAAUAAAUCCAUUUAAAAAUUUUUAUUAUCAAUCUUCUUAAACAAUCAAUUUGAAUAACAAAGUUGAUUUAAAUUAUGAAUAAGAAAUGCAUAAAACAAACUUAAUUAAUGGUAAUUUUAGAUCUCCAUCUUUUUUGCAUAUAAAUAAGGUUGAUAUUUAAAAAUCCAAUACAUUAUAUUAAAAAAAUAAACUUCAAAAUCAACAAAAGACUUUUUAUUAAUAAACUGAAAGCAAUAAACCCAUUUAAUUAAAUUUAAAUUUUAGUAGUAAAAUAAUCGAUACACCUAAGAGAUUGAUGAAUAACAAUGAAGAAAAUGGUAUUUAAGAAUCUCCUUAUUAAGCUAAUCAACAUAAUUAAACAACUGAUUAAAUAUAAAAUAUAAAUUACUUCAAAUCAAUUUUUCCUAAAUAAAACGAUAAAUUAAACUUAGAUAAAAAAAGAUAAAACACUAUGUCAGAAUCUCAACCUUUAUAAUUCAGAAACAGUACUUAAAGAAUGUUAUAAUCAAGCAAUAGCGAAUUUAAAUAAGGUGAGUCUAAAAUGAUAACAAAUAGUUUUUCUAGCAAAAAAAUGUAAUAAAAAAACAAUUUAAUUUACUUUUUAAAUGAUGAAGCUUUAACAAAAUAAUACGGGUUCCAAACGCCAAGAAAAGCAUAAGAAAAUAAUACUAUUCUUACAGAAAGGUUAUGGAAAACAGGUCCUAACUUUUUUUAAAUGAAUUAAAAAAGAAGUAAAUCUAACAAAAAUUCAUUUUACAAAUAAAAUAAUUAUAAUUCAGAUAAAUAAGAAUGCUCUAAAGUAGAUAUAAACUAAUAUAAGAAUUUUUAAAUUUUUGAAGACUUUAUACAAAAAAAGGAGUAAGAGAAUUCUCUAAAAAAAUCAAAUUAGAUUAUGAAUUAAAAUAUGAUGAAAUAUAAAUAACACAUGAAGUAAAAGAAAUAGCUAAAAUAAGAAGAAGAUCAAUAAAUAAACACUCUUCUUUAAAGUUAUGUUUAAAAUUAAUACUCACAAAUUUUGUAAAAAAUUAUUAAAACUAAAAAAAUAAUGCUAAAUACAAACCAAUUUAACAUAAAUAUUUCAUAAACUAAUUUGUAAAAAAAAAACAUCGAUUAAAUUUAAAUAAACCAUAUAAAUAUAAAAUGA
Molecule: messenger RNA, 2331 nt
Organism: Tetrahymena thermophila SB210
Lineage: Eukaryota; Ciliophora; Oligohymenophorea; Hymenostomatida; Tetrahymenidae
Product: endo-1,4-beta-xylanase xylA, putative
Exons: 2
Source: RefSeq, a predicted model, not a curated record